AUGGAAACUGGAUCCUUUAAAGCCACAGUGCGCACCGUCACAGGCAGAACAAUGGCCUCCCCCUCCUCCCCCCUCCUCCAUUACCUCCCAUUGUCUUUCUCCUUCUUUCCGUCACAGACACUAGUCACAGACACCAGUCACCAGUCACAGACACCAGUCACAGACACCAGUCACAGACACCAGUCACAGACACCAGUCACAGACACUAGUCACAGACACCAGUCACAGACACUAGUCACAGACACCAGUCACCAGUCACAGACACCAGUCACAGACACCAGUCAAAGACACCAGUCACAGACACCAGUCACAGACACCAGUCACAGACACCAGUCACAGACACCAGUCACAGACACCAGUCACAGACACCAGUCACAGACACCAGUCACAGACACCAGUCACAGACACCAGUCACAGACACCAGUCACAGACACCAGUCACCAGUCACAGACACCAGUCACAGACACCAAUCACAGACACCAGUCACAGACACUAGUCACAGACACCAGUCACCAGUCACAGACACCAGUCACAGACACCAGUCAAAGACACCAGUCACAGACACUAGUCACAGACACCAGUCACAGACACCAGUCACAGACACCAGUCACAGACACCAGUCACAGACACCAGUCACAGACACCAGUCAAAGACACCAGUCACAGACACUAUCACAGACACCAGUCACAGACACUAGUCACAGACACCAGUCACCAGUCACAGACACCAGUCACAGACACUAGUCACAGACACCAGUCACCAGUCACAGACACCAGUCACAGACACCAGUCACAGACACCAGUCACAGACACUAGUCACAGACACCAGUCACAGACACUAGUCACAGACACCAGUCACCAGUCACAGACACCAGUCACAGACACCAGUCAAAGACACCAGUCACAGACACCAGUCACAGACACCAGUCACAGACACCAGUCACAGACACCAGUCACAGACACUAGUCACAGACACCAGUCACAGACACCAGUCACAGACACCAGUCACAGACACCAAUCACAGACACCAGUCACAGACACCAGUCACAGACACCAGUCACCAGUCACAGACACCAGUCACAGACACCAAUCACAGACACCAGUCACAGACACUAGUCACAGACACCAGUCACCAGUCACAGACACCAGUCACAGACACCAGUCAAAGACACCAGUCACAGACACUAGUCACAGACACCAGUCACAGACACCAGUCACAGACACCAGUCACAGACACCAGUCACAGACACCAGUCACAGACACCAGUCACAGACACCAGUCACAGACACUAGUCACAGACACCAGUCACCAGUCACAGACACCAGUCACAGACACCAGUCACAGACACCAGUCACCAGUCACAGACACUAGUCACAGACACUAG
Molecule: messenger RNA, 1383 nt
Organism: Knipowitschia caucasica
Lineage: Eukaryota; Metazoa; Chordata; Actinopteri; Gobiiformes; Gobiidae
Source: the annotation of a GenBank genome assembly